Saccostrea cuccullata (small rock oyster) is the source of this 1569-nucleotide messenger RNA. RefSeq lists its product as uncharacterized. The transcript has 7 exons. The coding region runs from base 56 to 1525 and encodes 489 amino acids. NCBI's taxonomy places the organism in Eukaryota, Metazoa, Mollusca, Bivalvia, Ostreida, Ostreidae. The record is from RefSeq and is a predicted model, not a curated record.
CAUUGUAUCGGGACUAGAUCUUUAUAAAUAUUUUAUAUUACUAUCAGAAGAAAACAUGUUUACCGUAAAGUUAUUUUAUGUGUCAGUAUUUGCUACAUAUUGGUUCAAUACUUCUUUCGGAGUGAAAACUAUAUCAAAGAAAGUAAAUCUCCCUUUAUUAGAGGAGAUAACGAUCACAUCACCAGGAUAUCCAUGGACAAACUAUGAACGGGACACAAUUUAUAGAUGGAUGGUGACAGCACCUGACGUCACAGAAGAGAUACAUAUAAGGAUAGACUUGGAUAUUCACCAAACUGCAGGAUUUGCAUGUUAUGACUACUUGAAGAUAGAGGAAAUCACAAAUGAUAUUUUCGGGCUCUUUAAACAAUGUGGGAGACGAACAGCUUAUAGAGUAGCAAGUGGAUGCAAACUAAUGAUCAUUCUCUUCUCGAAUUUCGACAUAUUUACGGGUAAAGGUUUUCGACUACGUCUUAAAGUCUCGAAGAUCUCAACAAGACCGACAACUUUAGCAACAACUUUCCGAUUGUCAAAGAUAAUAACGACAGCGGCGGCAAUUAAAACGUCAAGGACAACAUCAACGAAAAAUUCAUAUCCUCAAAAAUCCAAAACUAGAAUAAAAACAACUCUAAAAAUAUUUUCAACCCCUUCAACAAAAGAAAUUACAACAAGAAAACAAACAAAACCAACUUUUCCAGAAUCGACAGCUACUCAUCUAACAACAUCAAAAGAGAUUACGAGUGAAGUUUUGAGUUCUUCACCAAGAAAAACGAUAAAAACAACUUUUCUACAUUCUACAGCUAUUCAACCAGCAACAUCAACAGAGAUUGCGACUGAAGUUUUGAGUUCUUCACCAGGAAAAACGAUAAAAACAACUUUUCUAGAUUCUACAGCUAGUCAACCAGCAACAUCAACAGAGAUUACGACUGAAGUUUUGAGUUCUGAACCAGUAACAUGGGACAGAUCAAUGUCACCACUGCCUUCAACAAGAGGGAUUAUGGGAGCAUCUACUGUUCUCUCGGAAUUGCUUUCAGACUCGCAACAAAAGAUACUGAACUCGACAAGCACAACACUGAAUGCUGUGACAUCAACGGAAACCACAUCGUUUGUUCUCAGUCGAGAAAUAGUAGUUCUGAUGGUGGGUAUUGUGAUGGUAGAAGUUACGAUAAUAAUUGUGGGUAUCCUAGCAGUCAAGCGAUUUAGACAGAAAAAAAACAACACGACAAGACGCAGUAAAGAAAAUGUCGUUCGACCUGUCUCUAGAAAGACAGUCUGCAGCAUUGAUAACGUAUAUUCCACAAUUCCAGAGGAAGAAUUCGAUGAGAACCCAUAUAAAGAGCUCUCUGAAGGGGUGUAUGAUACAACCUCAAAACGAAGAUCUCAUGUCAAUGGUAACUGGAACGAAUAUUCCAGGGGAAGUUUUUAUUCUCGUCUGUUUCGAAGUUCAAAAGUAAGCGGAGGCAGGCCAGUAGAAGAAACACACCCAAUGUUUUCAACAUUCAGAGAUUCGAAAAAGGAAACAAAGUAAUUAGGUUCAACUUGCACGACCGUUAAGGUGAACAAAGUAAAAAU